AUGACGUCUCCAUCUUCUAUCAGUACUCGUGUCGAGGACUUUGAGCCCGACUGGCCAUAUGGCCCUCGGGCCAAGAGACGCAAGCGGGCCUCCACCGCCGAUGCAUCGAGACCCUCGCCGCGUGAAAUUGGAUUCAUGAGAGAGUCUCAGAAUGAGGGGUCUGCCAGUUUCAUUGGAAGUUCAAGUGGGAUCCACUUCAUUCGACAUGUCUACAACGCUUUUGCUCGCCGCUCGGCGGACCUACAACAAACCAGGGCUCAGGAUAAAAGCUCAGUUCCAGGCGAAGAUGAUCGGCUGCAGCGUGGUAUUGGAACAUCUCACGAUCGAGAUCAGUUAUGGUCUGAUGGGGAGGUAGAUUUCACGCCGAAUGCCAAGUUCUUGUUUGAAGACCUGAUUCAUUGGACUCGCGGCUACUUUGAAAAUUGGCAUCCCAUCUUCCCGUGUCUCCAUGCGCCGACCGUGUUGAAAGCCAUGGAGCAACUCGGUAAUCAGGGUCAAGCACACGUGAACCAUUUAGAUAUGAUCAUCAUCCGCUCAAUCAUUUCGAUCUCUCUGGGAGAUAGUCGACAGGCAGAACGCUCGGGAUCACGGAUAGGCCCCAUACCUGCAUCAUUGACCUUUCAAUCAGUGCAGCAAGUCAUGCAGGAUAUUCAAGGUCUCCUCGCAAAUCCAACGACUCUUCCGUUACUCCAGGCUGCUUUUAUGAUCCAACUGGCCCUUACUUCCCUCUUGCGUCUGAAUGCUGCAUCUCGAGUAGGUGGAGUCAUCACGCGCACUGCAUUUCAUUUGGGGUUGCAUCGCUGCCCAGGCAGAUUCCAAUGCUUCACGCAAGAGGAAGUAGAUAUUAGAAGGCGUCUCUUCUGGUCUAUUUAUUGCCUCGAGCGAUAUCUUUCACAAGCGCUCGGCAUUCCACUCGGAAUUCGGGACGAUGAUAUCGAUGUAUGCUAUCCGGGCGAUGAGCGCCAUGUAACUCCCAAACAUAUGGCAUCCGAUGAUCAUCGCCUCAAAUUACUCUGCCAUCUUGCGAAGUUUGCCAGAAUCCGGGGCUUAAUUCUGGAGCUUCGCAACAAAUCUAUUCUGCACAGCCAUGCCGGGGCAGUGGAAGCCUCCCAUGUCAAUGGCGAGCUUUCCCAGUGGUGGAAUGAAGUUUACGAUGAUGUGAAUCCAAUUGAAGACGAAAGAGAAUCUGAGUCAUCUGAAGCCCCUGCCUUGAGCGCAUACCACCGUCUAUUACUCAUGGUGCUACGGCACGAAGCAAUAAUAUCCAUGAAUCGCCCGCUCCUUGCGGCAGACAAACCGCAUGCUGAUUUCAAGAAUGCCUUACAAACUUGCAUCGCAUCCUCACGUUUCUUACUUAACACCUUGAAAAGAUAUAUGUCAUCAAACUCUGAUACUCCGUUGACUUGGCCAUCUUUCACUUGGACAACCUGGAUGGCUUGUCUCAUACUGAUGUGGGCAUCGUGGGAAGGCGAGUUCCCAGCGCCGACUGCCCUAAAGUAUGCCCGGAUGGGGAUAAUCGUCUUGGAAAAUCUUGCAUUACGUGGAAGCAGCUGGCCGGAAACAUGCAUUGAGGCGAUCAAAAGCAUGGAGUCGGCAUUAUCCAAUAACGCAUCGAUCGACCACCAUAACGAGAGCUCUACUGGCAUUCAUACGCCUCAUAAAAACGUCACCAAUCACACUCAGACACCAGGGACUCAGAGAAUGACCAGGCUAUCCGCUCAGGGUAGAAGCCGCCAGUCUAUUGGCUCGUCCCAUGGACCUGCUAAUGGGCAUCCGGAUUUCUCUUCCUCAGUAGACGCGCAGCAGGUUGAGCCAGCUAUGCGCAUGCCUUACAAUGGGGAGAACUAUGAAGCCAUAUCAUCGCCCCCAAACAUCUCCGGCAAUGGAUUUGACAUUUCCUCAAACGGGGCCUUGUCUUUCAACGGCCAAAGUUCAGGCGGUCUCAUAUUUGGCAGCAUUAUGAAUAACAAUGCGCCAUUCUCCACGGGUAUGGGAGGCCAGGACUCGUUGCCAUUUUCAGAUUUUACAUCCCUGUUUACGAAUGAUCUAUGGAGCGUGGCGGAUGGGCCUUGGAUGAUCCAUGGAAACUUUUUGUGA
Penicillium macrosclerotiorum is the source of this 2097-nucleotide messenger RNA. RefSeq names its product CeGAL family transcription factor. The transcript has a single exon. Gene Ontology annotation, molecular function: zinc ion binding; DNA binding. Lineage: Eukaryota; Fungi; Ascomycota; Eurotiomycetes; Eurotiales; Aspergillaceae. Gene Ontology annotation, biological process: DNA-templated transcription. The coding region runs from base 1 to 2097 and encodes 698 amino acids. The record is from RefSeq and is a predicted model, not a curated record.